CCUAAUAAAGCAUUUUUUCUCUUUCUUUUUAUUAUUACUAUUAUUAUUAUUAUGCCUGUAGCUGUUAAACCUUUGCCUGUUACUGUCUUUACUGGUUUCUUGGGAAGUGGUAAAACAACCCAGAUCUUGAACUUGCUCAACCGUGUUCCUAAAGACUACAAAGUGUGUUUAUUAAAGAAUGAAUUUGGAGAUAUUGCUGUCGAUAGUCAGUUGGCAAAAGAAACCAACGUAGGUGUGCAAGAAAUGGUCAAUGGUUGUAUGUGUUGUGUCUUGGUUGGACAAAUGAAACUAGCUCUUCAAGAAUUAAGAGAUCAAUACAAUCCUGAUAGAAUCAUUAUCGAAACCAGCGGUUCAGCUUUUCCUGCACCUAUCGCUUGGCAAAUCAGAGAAAUGGCAGACGAUGGUUUUGUUCUAGACUCAAUUAUUACCGUAGUUGAUUGUGAAAACUUUAAAGGUUAUGAGGAUACAAGCUAUACUGCUAAAUUACAAGCACAAUAUACUGAUGUGAUCUUGCUCAACAAGCAUGAAUUGGUCAAUGAACGUCAAUUGGACGACGUACUUGACCAUGUCAAUGUGCUCAAUACAGACACACCCAAGGUCAAGUGUGACAAGAAUGGCGUUUCGCCUGAUCUUGUGUUUGGACUCGAUACACAGUUAUUUAAAGUGGGUUAUGAUAAGCACAAAACGUUAGAGGAAUCUGUUUUUGACCCUCAUCAUCAAGAAAACGAAGUUGAUCUCAUUCAGAUUUUGCAGUCUGUAAAUGAUCAGAGAUUGUCUUUAGCAGCAUUCGAGGACUUUUUGAAAUCGAUGCCCAAGGAAGACAUCUAUCGUAUCAAAGGGUUUAUUCGUCUGCAAGAUGCUCCAUUGUCUAUUGUGAAUCACGCUUUUGGUCGCUGGACCUUAACACCUGUUGAAAAUGAAGAUACUCUGGAAAACACAAAAGAUGUUCAAAUCAAAAUUACUGUGAUGGGUCAAGAUCUUAGAAUGUAUACAGAAAAAGUAAAGAUUUUACUUCAUGGUGGACAAGGUGACAUCAAAUUGACGCCUGCACACCGUCAUUAGAUUAUUUGUAGAAUAAAAACAUAUAGAAGGUUGUGUUCUGCCUUUGGCUAAAAUUUA
This is a messenger RNA of Gilbertella persicaria, 1119 nucleotides long. RefSeq names its product CobW/HypB/UreG, nucleotide-binding domain-containing protein. Gene Ontology annotation, cellular component: cytoplasm. The record is from RefSeq and is a predicted model, not a curated record. The transcript has 5 exons. Bases 52 to 1062 code for a protein of 336 amino acids. Lineage: Eukaryota; Fungi; Mucoromycota; Mucoromycetes; Mucorales; Choanephoraceae.